GUCGCUCAUAUAUCCGCGCCCCCAUCUAUCAGCGGCCAGAUUCACAUCAACAAUGACUGUCUCCGCCAAAUCCAUUGGAAUAUACACCACUUCUUCAAUAAACACUGUGUGAAAAUGUACAGCGUGUAGCUUGUUAUCAAUGCAACAGAGCAGCGGCUAACACAAAGAGCAGACUGUACUGGCACAAGAACGAGCAGAGAAACCACCAAACCAGACGCAUCGCUGGGAGAAGUGUGUCGUGAGUGUGUCUGCGAUGGCUGGUGGAAGGAGAGGGGCGAACCGUUCCACGUACUGCAGACCUCCACUCAGCAAUGAACCAGGCUCAGUCAGCAAUGGUAACCACUCAACCAGCUCCCCGGUCACAGGGGUGCGAUCCCGUACAAGGAAUGGUUCGGGGACAUGCAUGUCCAGCCCCCCGCUGGCUGCGCAGACGGUGGUCCCUCUGAAGCACUGUAAGAUCCCAGAGUUAUCUGUGGACCGCAAUGUGUUGUUCGAGCUCCACCUUUUCUUCUGCCACCUCAUCGCUCUCUUUGUCCAUUACGUAAACAUCUACAAGACCGUGUGGUGGUACCCCCCUUCACACCCUCCCUCACACACAUCACUGAACUUUCACCUUAUUGAUUAUAACAUGCUGGUGUUCACAAUCAUCAUACUGGCCAGGAGGUUAAUAGCAGCAAUUGUUAAAGAGGCAUCACAGAGUGGGAAACUAUCCUUCCCUCAUUCGAUUUUUCUCGUGAUGGCUCGGUUUGCUGUGCUCACACUGACCGGCUGGAGCCUGUGUCGCUCGCUCAUUUACCUCUUCAGAACCUACUCGGUGCUCAGCCUGCUCUUCCUCUGCUACCCAUUUGGGAUGUAUAUUCCCUUUUUCCGGCUGAGCUGUGACUUCCGACGCCCAGGUCCACUCUCCCCAAUUGCCAGCAUCGGCUCUAAGGAGGUGGGCAGCGUGGGCCGGGGCAGGGACUAUUUGACUGUGCUGAAGGAGACAUGGAAGCAGCACACCAGCCAGCUGUAUGGCGUCCAGGCCAUGCCCACACACGCAUGCUGCCUCUCCCCGGAUCUCAUCCGUAAGGAGGUGGAGUACCUGAAGAUGGACUUCAACUGGAGGAUGAAGGAAGUGCUGGUCAGCUCGAUGCUCAGUGCGUACUAUGUGGCCUUUGUACCUGUCUGGUUUGUCAAGAGUACACAGUAUGUGGAUAAGCGCUGGUCCUGCGAGCUGUUCAUCCUGGUGUCAGUCAGCACGUCAGUAAUCCUCAUGAGGCACUUGUUGCCACCUCGAUACUGUGACCUGCUUCACAAAGCUGCAGCGCACCUGGGCUGCUGGCAGAAAGUAGACCCCUCGCUCUGCUCCAAUGUCCUUCAGCACAUAUGGACAGAGGAGUACAUGUGGCCACAGGGAGUCCUGGUUAAACAUAAUAAGAAUGUUUAUAAGGCCAUGGGUCACUACAAUGUUGCAGUUCCAUCAGACGUGUCUCAUUAUCGCUUUUAUUUCUUCUUCAACAAGCCUUUACGAAUAUUGAACAUACUCAUCAUCCUGGAAGGUGCCAUGAUAUUCUACCAGCUCUACUCGCUGAUAUGUUCAGAAAAGUGGCAUCAGACGAUAUCACUGGCUCUGAUUCUCUUCAGCAACUAUUACGCCUUCUUUAAGCUUCUCAGAGACCGAAUAGUCCUAGGAAAGGCAUACUCGUACUCAAACAGCCCGUCAGACCAGAAAGUCAGUUAGGCUUUGAGUUAUUAAUCAUCACAUUCACUUUGGAACAACACAAACAUGCCUAAGAGCUCUGUAUUUUUUCUACAAACUGCAUUUUGUGUCACUUUUUUGUUCUGAUCUGCCAUAAUAAAAAUAAAUAUUUUUGUAUUACUUAAAA
Eleginops maclovinus (Patagonian blennie) is the source of this 1865-nucleotide messenger RNA. It is a transcript of the gene tmem39b, whose product is annotated as transmembrane protein 39B. Gene Ontology annotation, cellular component: membrane. The record is from RefSeq and is a predicted model, not a curated record. The coding region runs from base 254 to 1720 and encodes 488 amino acids. The transcript is spliced from 9 exons. NCBI's taxonomy places the organism in Eukaryota, Metazoa, Chordata, Actinopteri, Perciformes, Eleginopidae.